Xenopus laevis (African clawed frog) is the source of this 5068-nucleotide messenger RNA. RefSeq names its product squalene epoxidase S homeolog (gene sqle.S). Bases 892 to 2559 code for a protein of 555 amino acids. Gene Ontology annotation, molecular function: squalene monooxygenase activity; flavin adenine dinucleotide binding. Gene Ontology annotation, cellular component: membrane; endoplasmic reticulum; endoplasmic reticulum membrane. Gene Ontology annotation, biological process: sterol biosynthetic process; secondary alcohol metabolic process; sterol metabolic process. The record is from RefSeq and is a predicted model, not a curated record. Lineage: Eukaryota; Metazoa; Chordata; Amphibia; Anura; Pipidae. The transcript is spliced from 11 exons.
GCCCACCUAGAAAAGAAAUAAAUACACGCUUGUACAUUUUGCAGACAGCCCUGUACUACCCUCCCACCACAUACAGAAUAAUCCACCUUCCCAGUCCCACUCGGGCUCCCUCCACUCACACACAGUGGGUUUGUCCUCCCACAUAGGUACAUUCUCACACCACUGACUCAAACCUUCCUCCUUCCCAUCUGGGCUCCUCCCCUCCUUGCCGUGACAUCACAUCACACUAGAGCUGCUCCGGCACGCCCUCACGUCUGCAGCAAAGUGUCCGACCCCUCCCAUUGGCUGCUUGCCUCAUAGUGUGAGCUCUGCUCACCACACAUAACGAAUCCUAUUGGCUGCAUUAAAACCCCGCCCUCACCCUAUUGGUUGCAUGGCAACUGAAGCCGGGAUGCUGAGGUUGAGUCUGAUUCCUCAUCCAUCCACAUGUAAUGUCACUAUAAACCACAGCCCGGCACUCGUCCCCGGCCAAUGUUGGGGCAGACACCACAGACAGCUUAUUGCCUUCCAGGCCGGGUAAUCCUACAGCUGAAUCCUAGUAACUGUGUAUAAGGAGGCAGGGAACGGAGCAGCUGGUGUGAUCAGCCUGACAGACUUAGUACACACCCCUUGUGUGAGAGUGAAGAGAAAGCACACGCCCCCUGACUGGUUCUUGAUCACUAGUCUGGCCAAACAGGAGCCACUACUGACACCAUCAACUGACAGUUACUGGACUGACAUCCCUGUGGACUGGGCUGCUUCUGUCGUUCUGAUCCAUCUCAUUCCUUCCACAUGGACUUGAAUAUUUAGCAUUUUGAAAAUAAUUCUUUUUUGGGGGAGGGCUACUCUGACACAUAAAGAAGAGAUCUACUACAUCAACCUGCCUGGCAUCCAACACUUUCUGGGGACAAGAUGUGGACCUUUCUGGGGGUGGCCACCUUCACCUACGUCUAUAAGAAGUGCGAUGAGUUGUUGAACACCUCCCGGCAGGAGCUGAUAGUGGCCGGCCUUUUGUGUUGCACCGCAGGACUGGUCCUGUCAGUCCUCCACUAUAGGGGCAGGCUGGGCUCUAGGAAAUCAGCUGUGAAAGGAACUGGACUCAUCUCCCGGGUUUUGAAUGGGCCUCCACAACGGGGAAAUCUCAGGCAGAAAGGAGCUAAAAAGAGCAAAACAGACAAACAUCUACUAGAAGCAGAUUCUGAAUCUGAUAACAAAACCUUUGAUCCAGAAGUUGUUAUUGUGGGAUCUGGAGUCCUUGGCUCAGCUUUAGCCACAGUGAUGGCAAGAGAAGGCAGAAAGGUGGCAGUGAUCGAAAGAGAUAUGAAAGAACCUGAUCGUAUAGUGGGGGAAUUACUGCAGCCUGGAGGAUAUCAAGUUCUUAAGGACCUCGGCCUUGGUGAUGCGGUGGAAGGCCUGGAUGCCCAUGUUGUGCAUGGAUAUGUUGUUCAUGAUUUUGAGAGUAAAGCAGAAGUGGAGAUCCCUUACCCUCUGAAUGAAGAGAAGCAGUUGCAGUGUGGACGAGCUUUCCACCAUGGCCGAUUUAUCAUGGGUCUCCGGAAACUGGCUGUGGCUGAGAGCAACGUUAGGAUUAUCGAAGGGUCAGUGACUCAACUACUCGAAGAAAAUGACAUUGUAAUUGGAGUGCAAUACAGAGACAAAGAGACAGGCGAUACCAAGGCGCUCCACGCCCCUUUGACGGUUGUUGCUGAUGGCGUUUUCUCCAAAUUCCGGAAAAAUCUCAUUACUGGACAAGUCAAAGUAUCCUCUCACUUUGUGGGCUGUAUUUUGAAGAACUCACCACAAUUUAAAGCCAAUCACGCAGAGCUGGUUCUGGCCAACCCAAGCCCAGUAUUGAUUUACCAGAUAUCAUCAACUGAGACUCGUGUCCUGGUAGAUAUCAGAGGGGACAUGCCCAAGAAUCUGAAAGAAUACAUGAUUGAGAAGAUCCUGCCACAGCUUCCUGAUCAUCUGAAGGAUCCAUUUCACUAUGCAGUAGAAAAUGACAGGUUGAGAACAAUGCCAGCAAGUUUCCUUCCACCCUCUCCGGUAGAUAAAAAGGGAGUCUUACUUUUAGGAGAUGCUUACAACAUGAGGCACCCACUGACAGGCGGUGGGAUGAGUGUGGUGUUGAAUGACGUGAUGAUCUGGAGAGACCUUCUUCAGGACCUGCCUGACCUGUCCCAACAUUCAGAAGUUUUACAGGCCAAGAAGUCAUUUUAUUGGUCUAGGAAGAAGACCCACUCCUUUGUGGUCAAUGUUCUAGCCCAGGCACUAUAUGAGCUGUUUGCUGCUACAGAUGAUUCCCUGUACCAGCUGAGAAGGGCCUGUUUCAACUACUUCAAGCUUGGGGGAGAGUGUGUCGCUGGUCCUGUUGGACUCCUGUCUGUGGUGUCUCCCAAACCUUUGCUGCUCAUUGGCCAUUUCUUUGCUGUGGCACUUUAUGCUGUCUACAUUUGCUUCAAGAAUGAGCCCUGGUUGACCAAGCCCAGAGCCUUGUUCAAAAGCACCGCUGUAUUAUACCGCGCCUGUUCUGUGAUAUUUCCUCUUAUAUACUCUGAGAUGAAGUAUUUGGUCUACUGAAACCAUGUGUGGGAUUGUGAGAUACUGAACAUGUAGGAUGUGGAACCCCAACGGUGCAAUCAGUUAGGUUCAUCUUCACUGGUGACCUGACAGACUGAUAAAUGCUAUUCACGCAAUUCCAGUGGUUAAUUGAGAUAUUAUGAAGUACGGCAUUUACAGUUACAAAUGGCAAAUAAUUCAAGGCGAAUGGCGUCUGCUUAUGGAACUAAAAAGAAAAUAUUUUGGUGCAUUUGUGUGGAUGAGAUUUACAAUUCCUAUUUUCAAUAUUUAUUUGCUUUUAUUUAAAGCUGCUCUUGUAAAGGCCUCCAGCAUCCUGAAAACUGGAAUGUUUGGAGAAAGCUUUACCUGUGAAUUUCCUAGGCUCCAUUCUCUACUAAAUUCAUCUAAGGUAUGAAAUAUCUUCACCUGACUGAACCACGUCCUUAUAUCUGUACUAUGCAUACCCAGAUGGAGUUGUGGAGCACGAGCUGAUCUACAUCCAAUUAAUGCUACUGACUUUGGUGGAGUGCAUAGCAGAUGGCCAAAGCACAUACAGCCUCUGAGAAUGGGAACUCGCACCGGCCUUCUUUACUUGUCUCUAAGAACACAUUAGAACUGAACAUUUUUUCUUGGGACACAAAAUGUGCCUACACACCCUCAUCUUGUGAUUUUUCUUUGGACUCAGUAACAGAAACUACACAAGCAAAAAUAAUUGGGUUGGAAGGUCACAGUCUCACCCUACAGUUUAGUAGGCACUUCAUCUCACUUGGUGGUGAAAACUAACUUUUAUGAGAUGAACAUAAUAGUGGUCAAAGGUCUUUAACUUAGCCCAGAGUCUUGCGUUUGUUUCUAACCAGGGGUAGUUUACCUUCAAGUUAACUUUUAGCAUAGUAAGGCAUGUCCUAGUCCAGGCAAUUUUUCAAUUGGUUUUUAUGUUUUAUAAUUUUAGAAUGAUUUUACAUUUUCUGCUGGCUCUUCCCAGCAUUCCAAUGGGGGUCACUGACCCUGACAGCUAAAAUUUUUGGUUUUAUAUUUUAUCACUUGUUUUUCUAUUCAGGAUUCUCCUAUUAAUCUUCCAGAACCCUAAUUGCUAGGGUAAAGUGCACUGGAUAGCUAAUGAAAUUCCAAACUGGAGUGAAACAUUAAAACCCUUAACGAGCUGUCACUACUGUCAAUAUAAUACAAUAUAAUUUUCUACACAAUACUAAAGGUUAAGUUUAAGAUGAACUACCCCUUUGAAAAGAGCAUUGCAACUACGCCAUCUACAAUGUAAUAUAGAAAAAGGAGACGCUAGAAAACAAUGGUGGAUUUUGCCUUACACAUUUCAAAUCAAUAGGUAACUUAUUGGUCUUUCACAGUUAUAAUGAUAGCAAGGAGCUGAUAAUUAAUAUAUAAUGGUUUAUCAACCAGAAGCCUGACUGAUAUGUACAUUUGAUUGCACAUGUAAAGUUAUGUUUCCUUGCAUGGUGGUGAUUGUACAAUACAUGAUAACACCACAACGGACAAGUAUAUGUUAUAACAUUCUCACUAAAAAAAUUGCUAAGGAAAACAUUCCUCUAUUCUUAUUUUGGAAGUUUUCCUACUUAAUGUCUUUAAUGGGAGUGUCUUUAAUGGGAGUUAGGAAAGGGCGGAAAGUUUAAUACGCAGACAAAGAUCUAUAUGCAGAUAUUUUUGUACAGAUUAUUACACAAGUAUUGUGUAAGUGUAUUUUUAUUUUUUUUAUAUCUUGGGGCAUUUUGUGUACAAUGUUCCCCUUUAACAGGAAAUGUUAAUUUUUGCAAAUUAAAAUGGAUUUGUGUACUGUUCUUACCGCAUACUUUGCAUUAAUUUCACAGUCUUUAGUUGGCAACACAUUUAGACUAGGACUAGUUUUACAUACACAGAGACUAAACAGAGCCUAGUAUUGUAUUAGUGGCCCCCAAAAGAAAAAAGGGACAAGUAGGAUAGAAGCAAAUCUAGGGCCAUGCUAAAACUGACGGGAGGAGAAUCUAACGGCGAGCGUAUUUCAGUGAAAAAAUCCUGGGUUGGCCGAAAUAGUGGAGAAACGAGAGCCAAAAUCAGAUACCACCUGGCCCUAGAGGAUGAAUAAAGGUAAAAAAAGAAUAUCGAAUAAGGGAGUAGAUCAAUGUUAAUAGAUCAGUCAUAAAAAGUCUUCUAUUUGUACUCUUUUUACUCUACCUGGAGCAAUGGCACUAUAUAAAUAACAAUAAAGACAAGGGUGAAUGAAGGAAAGAACUAAAGGCAGAUUGAUCAAGUUAGUGAUAUUGUACUGCUAUAAUACAACUGUAAAUUAUUUUCUGAUAGACUCAAGAUGGUGCAACCUAGGCCUACCAAGCUAUAGAAGACCGUGGUAAAUCUUGGCCAAGCCAGGCAGAUGAUGUAUAUAGGACAUUACCUUCUGCAAAGCACAAACACAAAACAACAUUUGACAGUGGUGACAAGAACAGGGCCAAUUCAAGUUAACUUCUAUGAUAAGAGGCAACAUGGGAAUUGUAGAAUGUUUCAGUAAUGGAGGUGGUACCAAUUAAAA